Dipodomys ordii (Ord's kangaroo rat) is the source of this 1602-nucleotide messenger RNA. It is a transcript of the gene Pbld, whose product is annotated as phenazine biosynthesis-like protein domain containing. The transcript has 8 exons. The record is from RefSeq and is a predicted model, not a curated record. The coding region runs from base 248 to 1153 and encodes 301 amino acids. Gene Ontology annotation, biological process: biosynthetic process. Gene Ontology annotation, molecular function: isomerase activity. Gene Ontology annotation, cellular component: cytoplasm. NCBI's taxonomy places the organism in Eukaryota, Metazoa, Chordata, Mammalia, Rodentia, Heteromyidae.
CCCCGCCGCGGCCGCGCCGGGCUUAAAAACCUUCGCCGCCGGGCGGCGGAGUUACAAAGGGCUCGGCUGCCUCCUUUGUCCUGGAUUGGGGAGUCGCGAGCCUCCGUCGCCAUUGGCUUUCCUCCCCCAGCUCCAGCCUCUCUCAUCUCGGGAAUCUGCGUCAGAAGUCACUCGCAGUCCUGCCAGCCCAGAAGUAGAGCAGAACACUGGCAAUUGUGAGACCUCGUGAAAAACUGCAGUGAGGAAGAUGAAGCUCCCGAUUUUCAUUGCAGACGCAUUCACAGCAAGGGCAUUUUGUGGGAACCCUGCAGCUGUCUGCCUCCUGGAAAAUGAACUAGAGAAUGAUACAUACCAAAAUAUUGCAAAGGAAAUGAACCUGUCUGAAACCGCUUUUAUCCGAAGAUUGAGUCCAACAGACAACUUUGCCCAAAGUUCCUGCUUUGGACUCAGGUGGUUUACCCCGGCAAGUGAAGUCCCGCUGUGUGGCCAUGCUACCCUUGCUUCUGCCGCUGUGCUGUUUUACAAAAUGAGUAAUGUGAAUUUCUUUAAGCAGAGUGUCACUGUGCUCUUCCUGGUAGGAAGACACAGCGGCGGUGUUUAUGUCAUACAAGUGCAGAAAACAAUGCUUCAUGAGUACUUCCUUCUCUUUUGUGGGAUCAAGGCCUUGGCCCUAAGUGUGUUCCUGAGGAGUUUUUGUCUCCUUGCACAGACUGCUAUAGGUGACACCCUGGUCCAAGAUAUCCAGUAUUCUCCAGACACCCACAAUCUCCUGGUCCGGCUCAGUGAUUCUUAUAAAAGGUCAUUUCUAGAGACCCUGAAGGUGAACACAGAGAAUCUGCCUCACAUUGAAAAUACAGGAAAGGUGAAAGGACUCAUUCUCACCCUGAAAGGAGAGCCUGGUGGGCAGACCCAAGCAUUUGACUUCUACUCCAGAUAUUUUGCUCCAUGGUGGGAUGUGGCUGAGGACCCCGUAACAGGAUCUGCACACACUAUCCUCAGCAGCUACUGGUCCCAGCAGCUCGGGAAGAAACAAAUGCGUGCCUUUCAGUGUUCCAGACGAGGAGGAGAACUGAACAUUGCUCUGCGACCGGAUGGACGAGUGGAUGUGAAGGGUGCAGCUACUGUGGUUUUAGAGGGCACGCUGAUGGUCUAGACAGGCUGUACUAGCAUGCCGCUGUCUCUGAGGACAAAGUGUUUUCUGCAUGAAAAGAAAAAGGCUGCCUUUAGCAAGCCUGCCUAGUAGUCCACUCAAUCCUCACGUGAAAAAUAGAAAAAGAAAGACAUAGCCAUGGAAAUGUAAUAAUGCUUCCAGAAUAAUUAACUAAGGGAAUUUUAAAAACUCUAGUUGAGAUGGUAGCAACUCGAAUAAUGUUAUCUCUUUUGAUGAUAAUACCAAAGAAUGCAGGGGGAGGGAAUAUAUUGGGAAGAGUGAGAAGCCAUGUAAAUUUAGGUGUGAAUGCCUUAUAGAAUAUCUGUGGGCCUUUGAAAGAUUGUGAGGAUAUAGAGAAAGCUAUUUUAUGAUUUAAUGCCAAGAAAAAAAAGUACAAGCCAGGUGACCAAGCCUGUAAUCCUAGCUACUUAAGAGUCUGAGAUAGGAGGAUG